AUGGACGGUCGAGCAUCCACCGCAGAUUCUGACGGCUUCGGCUCGAGCCCGUCCAGCAACAAUGGCGGCACCCGUCUCCCAGGCCUCGCAGGCACCCAGUCCGAGAAGCAGCUCACGCACCGCGAGCUUGCCGCGCUCAAGACGAUCAAGCGCAAUGUGGACAUGACCAAGUACGCAGGCUGGCUGCUGGGUGCUUCGGGAACGUGGAUUCUGCUGUCGAGACGCAAGCCUCCGCCACGAAUGAUUCCCAAAGUGGGCUGGUGUGUGGUGGGAGGACUGGGUGGAUCGUUUCUGACCAUGCCGGCGGGGAUCCUGCUCAGCAGGAACGUGUUGAAGGACGUAGAGGAUCCACAGCAUCUGCGAAAAGUACUGGCAGGGGCGAUCGAGGAGCAGAGACAGGGAAAGAGGCCUCAGGUCGGGGUCGCUCCACCCAAAGGCUUGAACGGAGAGGCCGACUUUGAUCAACAGCAGCAGCCGCAGCAGAACUGGGGCGGUGAAAAGACUGCAGAAAGCUACGGCGCAGGAUACGAUGAAAGGAACGCUACGGCGGAUACAUUCAGUGCGUACUCGACAGCGCAGGGAACUGUCGGCACACGCAGCGGUGGCAGCGGUGCUCGAAACACCUCGACGGAAGCGUCAGCCAACGCGGCGCCCGACGGAACUGGGCCAGGCACACGCUGGGCCCAACUACGAGGAGACCGUGGUGUCGAGCCGAGCAAGUGGGAGCGCAUUCGACAGGACAACGCUCGCACAGCUUACAGCCGCUCUGCCACUUCGUCUCGAGCAGAGCAGAACAACUCGGAGGAUCCGUCGGCUUCCUACUCCGACCAGUCUCAAACAGCAUCGACUCCAUCACAACCGGACAAACCGUUCAACGCGAGCCGAUCGCAACCUCGCAACCGCGACGAACCUGUCAUGACCCUCUCCGGAACUGAGGACGAUCCGCGCUGGACAUCUCCUGCCAGCUUCUCUCCGCAAUCGAGCGGAUGGGGCAACGACGAAUUCGUCGACGAUCCCGCUGCCUCCAAAGGCCGUCAGAACUCAAGCUCUCGACGCAGCUACGGCAUCCUUUCGGUGGUCGAAGACAGUGCGUCCUCCGAAUACCAGAUCGAAUCCGAUGCACCGGUGCAAGUUGUCAAAGGAUCUCUCCUCUCAGCGCUCGUCGGUGGCGUGUCCGGUUCGAUCUACGGCGUGCUCAAAGGUCGUCAAGGAGCAGGAACGGUACUCGGUACAAGGAUGGCUUUCAGCACUUUUGCGUUUGCGUUUCCGUUCUUUGCUGUGAGAGAGUACGUCAUGUCGCCCGUUCUCAACCGUAGUUCGAGCGGAUUUGAUCCGGCGAACAGGAACAUGCGAUUGAGGACAGUGGUCAAGAAUCGGCAUACACACAACCUGCUUGCGUCGGGUCUGGCGGGUGCGGUGGUGGGUGCUGGUGCAGCAGCUUUUUCCAGAGGACCAGCGGCGAUUCACAAGGGUAUAGUGACGUUCGGAGUCGCAUGCACCGGAUUACAGCUGGCAGGUAACGAGGCGAGGAUUGUCAGAGAUACGAUGAUCAGACCCGCCCCGAGAGCUGUUCCCGUACCGGACAGUAUGACAGCACAAAGCGGUCCGAGCGACUCUAAGGUGGCAGCGUCUCAAGCAGCAGAGACUGCGGUCGAGGUUCAGCCGAAGCAGGGGCAAGUUGAACAAGGAGAGAAGUCAAGUUGGCUGAACAAGGUCAAGAAGGCAAUGCCGAUCCGAAGCGUAUCGGACCAGGAGUACGAGGACAAGUUGAAGCAGAGGUUGACCAGCGUAAACCAGAGGAUGGCUGAUGUUGAGAUGGAGAUUCGCGAGAUCGAAGAUCUGUUGAAGCAACAGCAAGAGAAGGAGCAGCAGGCUUGA
Pseudozyma hubeiensis SY62 is the source of this 1878-nucleotide messenger RNA. RefSeq lists its product as hypothetical. The record is from RefSeq and is a predicted model, not a curated record. Lineage: Eukaryota; Fungi; Basidiomycota; Ustilaginomycetes; Ustilaginales; Ustilaginaceae. Bases 1 to 1878 code for a protein of 625 amino acids. The transcript has a single exon.